Messenger RNA from Vigna radiata var. radiata (mung bean), 1415 nucleotides. Its product is annotated as ankyrin repeat-containing protein BDA1. The record is from RefSeq and is a predicted model, not a curated record. NCBI's taxonomy places the organism in Eukaryota, Viridiplantae, Streptophyta, Magnoliopsida, Fabales, Fabaceae. Gene Ontology annotation, molecular function: protein phosphatase 1 binding; protein phosphatase regulator activity. The coding region runs from base 31 to 1353 and encodes 440 amino acids. The transcript has 2 exons. Gene Ontology annotation, cellular component: plasma membrane.
UCAAAGAUUGAAAAGAUCAAAUUCUCAAAAAUGAGUGAUGUUCAAGAAAAUGAUACACUGAAUACUCUUUAUGAGGUUUCAUUGAGAGGUAGUGUUUCUGAGUUAGAAACUCUGAUUAGAAGAGACCCUCUUAUCCUUCACAGAAUUUCCUUAACAACAUUCACUGAAACUCCUUUGCACAUAUCAGCUUUACUUGGUCACCUUGAUUUCACAAAGUCCCUUCUGACUCACAAACCUCAACUUGCUCUUGAGACUGACCACUGCAAACGCACCCCUCUUCAUCUGGCUUCUGCUGAAGGCCAUGUAGAGAUUGUUCAUGUUUUGCUGCAGACAUGUGAAGAUGCAUGCUUGAUGACUGACCAAGAUGGAAGGAUUCCUCUUCAUUAUGCAGCUAUGAGAGGAAGGACAGAGGUUGCAAGACAGUUGAUUAGUGGAGCAAAGUCAGAAUCUGUGAUGGUGUUUGAUGGAUCAGGAAAAACUAUGUUUCACCUUUGUGUCGAGCACAAUCAUUUGGAGACUUUGAAAACACUGGUGGAAGUUGGAAAUGUCAGGGAGGAUUUUCUAAACUGUGGAGACUUUCAUCAUGGAAAUACCAUUCUCCAUUUGGCUGUUAUGUUCAAGCAACUUGAGAGUGUAAGGUACUUGCUCUCAAUAUCCAAAAUAAAAGAAGAAGCAAAUAUUGAGAACAAGAUGGGUUACACUGCUUUGGACAUGCUAGAGCAUGUUCCAAAAGACAUGAGAAGUCUUCAAAUAAAACUCAUGCUGAUGGACGCCGGAUUCAAGAAGAAUGAAAAUAACCAAGUUCAUCAUCCACCAUCUGCAUCAAUCAUAGAUGUUCCUCCAUCAAGGACACCGAAUCCAAAUGAAAAGUUUUGGAUUAACUCUUUGAAGCGUGUGAACAAGGUCUUACAACAUAAGAGUGGUAGGUUGGAAGAAAUGAGAGGCAUGUUGAGUUUGGUGUCUACAAUGAUCUCAACCGUCACCUUUGGUGUUGUGAUCAAUCCACCAGGUGGUAAUAUAUCUAUCGAGUCACUUCUAUAUGUACAAUAUAGAGAAAUGUUGACUAGUUUCUUAACGAUGAACACAAUCUCUUUCAUUGCAUCACUUGGUGUCACUCUCUUACUUAUAAGUGGAGUUCCCUUAAAGAAUGAAAUCACAAUGGGACUGUUAUCAGUAGGCACAUGUGUCUGUCUCACAUUUCUUGUGCUUACUUACAUACAUGCUGUGCCUUUGAACAAAAAUAUGUAUUUUGGGGACACAUUUUCUGUGUUGUUUUCUUGGCUUGGACUUGUUGGGACAAUAGUUGUGUUUACCAUAAUUCGUGUAAUUUCUAAGCUAGUGAAAGUUCUGUAGCAUGGAGCAAAAGGUGGUUCACACCUUGUCUAGAACAUCCUGUUUACAGUUUGAACGUGUUU